CUGGAAUAGCUUUUGGCCACCAGAGGAGGAACAAUCCUUUUGCCGGGAGAUCUACACUGCAAGUGAGGCUAGAGUUGACUUUGGACUUGAGGGUCAAUGAAGCUCAGAGUAGGACAGACUCUGGGCACUAUCCCCAGGCAGUGUGAAGUUCUCCUCCUGCUGCUGCUGUUGGGUCUAGUGGAUGGUGUCCACCACAUACUUUCCCCAAGCUCAGCAGAAAGGAGCAGAGCUGUGGGCCCUGGAGCUUCAGUGGGAAGCAACAGGCCUAGCCUAUGGGCCCUUCCCGGCAGGCUCCUGUUCCAGAUCAUCCCACGGGGAGCAGGUCCCAGGUGCUCGCCCCAUAGGCUUCCAUCUAAGCCCCAGUUUUGGUAUGUCUUUGGUGGUGGGACCCAGCUCACAAUCCUAGGUCAGCCCAAGUCUGACCCCUUGGUCACUCUGUUCCUGCCUUCCUUAAAGAAUCUUCAGGCCAACAAGGCCACACUAGUGUGUUUGGUGAGCGAAUUCUACCCAGGUACUUUGGUGGUGGACUGGAAGGUAGAUGGGGUCCCUGUCACUCAGGGUGUAGAGACAACCCAACCCUCCAAACAGACCAACAACAAAUACAUGGUCAGCAGCUACCUGACACUGAUAUCUGACCAGUGGAUGCCUCACAGUAGAUACAGCUGCCGGGUCACUCAUGAAGGAAACACUGUGGAGAAGAGUGUGUCACCUGCUGAGUGUUCUUAGACCACAAUCCUCCCUGAAGCCUCAGGGGCCUGGAUCUGAAGUGCCAGAAAAAGUUGUUUUUUGUUUUGUUUUUUGUUUUUUUUCCCAUUAACCAUCUCACUGUCUUUCCUGUGCCUAAUACUCAAUAAAUAUCUUACCACCAAC
Mus musculus (house mouse) is the source of this 870-nucleotide messenger RNA. RefSeq names its product immunoglobulin lambda-like polypeptide 1 (gene Igll1). Gene Ontology annotation, cellular component: endoplasmic reticulum; extracellular region. The record is from RefSeq and is marked validated. The transcript has 3 exons. NCBI's taxonomy places the organism in Eukaryota, Metazoa, Chordata, Mammalia, Rodentia, Muridae. The coding region runs from base 97 to 726 and encodes 209 amino acids.